GUUCAUGGAGGCGAUGGGAAUGGGGAUGGAAAACAACUCAAUUAAUAAUCGGCGCGGCAGUGUCUUGGCAAUAAGUUUGGAGUACAGUUAUCAGGCAGUUUGAUUACUUGGCUAUUUAUUAAAAACAAUGAAGUCUUGUUUGCGAUCAGCUUUGCUUCAUGAACCGUGACAGGCAAACAUUUAAACGAUUUUUUAGCAAAUAUCUAGAUUAAAAUCGAAACUAUGCUGGUCGGGUUGUGCAAAUCGAGUUAUAAUGGCUGUCAACUACUCUGACUUGUAGCCAACAAUGGCAUCUGUUUAGGUUGUUUAGUCAAUUUAGAAAGAUGUGUGCUAGGAACAUCGGCUUUAUGUCGCUUUUGACUCUUCUGUAUUUUGCAGUGAAGAUAUCCUCCAAGUUCGAAUUCACCAACAUCGACUGCACGUCGUUGGAUAAAACCUUUGAUGACUUCGAGUAUUGCUAUCUGAAGUCAGUCAAUCGCAGCUAUAAAUAUCUAUCGGCCAAAGUUAAGCUGUUCAAGACGCCGAUCACAAAGGUCAAGGUUCAUGCUGUACUUUUCAAGCGAUACAACGGCUACAAGCCUUUCAUGUUCAACGUGACUGUGGAUGCCUGCAGGUUUCUGAAUAACACCAAGGGCAAUCCGCUAGCCUCGUACUUCAUGGAGUUCCUGAAACCGUACUCCAACAUGUAUCACACAUGUCCCUUUGAAGUGAGUGGGUCCUAAUACACCUGAGUGGAGUUAAUCGCAUUUCCUGAUUCUAGCACGAUUUGAUUGUGGAGAAACUGGAUGUUAGAUUUGUAAACCAUCAAGUAACAAAGGUCUUACCCUUCCCAGAAGGCGCCUAUCUACUGGAAACAAACUGGAUUGCCUACGACAUCAAUC
Messenger RNA from Drosophila teissieri, 881 nucleotides. RefSeq lists its product as uncharacterized. Lineage: Eukaryota; Metazoa; Arthropoda; Insecta; Diptera; Drosophilidae. The transcript is spliced from 3 exons. The record is from RefSeq and is a predicted model, not a curated record. The coding region runs from base 324 to 722 and encodes 132 amino acids.